AUGUGCAGAACUAUGGUCUUUACCUUCAGUCGUAAGAUUUCUGUUAAUUUCCAGCUUGUGCUGAGACUUGCACAAGGCAUUGCCUUCUUGGUGGCUUUAGCUGUCGUAACCGUAGGGGUUGUACUCACAGACUUGUCAGUGACAGACAUAUUCGCUAGUGUAUUAGCCCUUAUACCAACUGGAUGGGGAAUCCUCUCUAUUGCGUGCGCUUGGAAGCCAAUCAUAAAGCGAAUUGGGAUGUGGAAGUCAAUCCGUUCACUAGCAAGGCUCUAUGAUGCAGGAAUGGGAAUGCUCAUAUUCCUUCCCGUUGCGUUCUGCUCGUGGUUCCCAUUUCUCUCGACCUUUCAAACACGUAUGAUGUUUAACCAAGCGUUUAGCCGUGGUCUAGAGAUCUCUCUCAUCCUCGCAGGAAACCAUCCUAAUUCAGACCUUUGA
This is a messenger RNA of Brassica napus (rape), 435 nucleotides long. RefSeq names its product callose synthase 9-like. The coding region runs from base 1 to 435 and encodes 144 amino acids. Gene Ontology annotation, molecular function: glucosyltransferase activity. The transcript has 3 exons. NCBI's taxonomy places the organism in Eukaryota, Viridiplantae, Streptophyta, Magnoliopsida, Brassicales, Brassicaceae. The record is from RefSeq and is a predicted model, not a curated record. Gene Ontology annotation, cellular component: plasma membrane.